AUGAAAGAGAUAACACAAAACAGAAUGAGCGACAGAGAGAAGUUAGAGAUGGAAAGCGAAGAGGCUAAAGAAACUGAUACGAGAACAGAAUUGACAUCCAUGGAAGAAACAGAGGGACAAGAUACGGAUUUGGGGACGAGCGAAUCUGAUUGGAGACACGAAAGAGAUCCAAGAUCCUCAAAUGAAACUCAGACGCGACACGAAUUGGAUCAGUCGAGUGAGUAUCAUCCACUUCGUGCAGGUGUAGCAGAUUGUUACUAUUACCUGAAAAACGGUAGUUGUUUCUUUGGACGAAGUUGCAGAUUCAAUCACCCACCGAGAACACAUGAUACGAUGCAACCGAGUGGAAGAAAUUGUAGACGUUAUCUAGACACUGGUCAGUGUAUCCAUGGAAGUCAAUGCUGGUUCAAUCAUCCACCGAGUCCGUAUCCAGAUGUAAGAGAUUGUAGACAGUAUCUACAAACUGGGGAGUGUAGCUAUGGUCCUAAGUGCCGAUUCAAUCAUCCUUCUCCUCCUCCUCCUACUCAAUCUGCACCGUUUUUUCAGAAAGGAAGUUGUAAGUACGGCUCAGAAUGUAGAUUUACGCAUUCAACGGGAGAGGAUGGUGCAGAACCUAUGCGUCAGGCUACAACUUGGGGUAAGAACUUUCAUGAGAAGAAACACGGAGCAAAGUCAAGGUCUAGGCCAUGGAAGAGGGUAACUAAGCUAAAUCGUUACAUGCAAGGUUAUGAUCUGGAUGAACAGAAACAGAAGAAGAUGAAGGUGGAACACUUGAGAAUUGAUGUUCAAUCCGGUGAAGGAGGGAGUCAAACGGCACAGAGAUUGGAGAUUCCAGAGAAUCCCAACGUUAUUGCUCAAGAGAAUCAACAAGAGCAGGCAGAUAUGGAGGGGCAGAACAGAGAGGCUCAAGAGAAAGCGGAGGAGGAACGUAGACAACUGAUAGCUAUUGACAGGACUCGGGCUCGUUUGCGUCUUGAGCGGAUGAGACCAAGAGUUUUAACCGAUAACGUGGAUCAGGUCAGAGAGGUGUUACCAGAUAUUGGGAUUGAUAGAAAAGAGGGAGAUGGGUUUUAG
Molecule: messenger RNA, 1074 nt
Organism: Eruca vesicaria subsp. sativa (arugula)
Lineage: Eukaryota; Viridiplantae; Streptophyta; Magnoliopsida; Brassicales; Brassicaceae
Source: the annotation of a GenBank genome assembly